Bactrocera oleae (olive fruit fly) is the source of this 2995-nucleotide messenger RNA. RefSeq names its product SAM50-like protein CG7639. The record is from RefSeq and is a predicted model, not a curated record. Lineage: Eukaryota; Metazoa; Arthropoda; Insecta; Diptera; Tephritidae. Gene Ontology annotation, cellular component: outer membrane. Gene Ontology annotation, biological process: mitochondrial respiratory chain complex assembly; protein insertion into mitochondrial outer membrane.
AUUCCUGUGUGUCAGCUGUCUGUUAAAUGUUUUCAUCUGACAGCUAUUGUCGUUUGAUAGUUUGCCGAAUUUUAUCUCUCGUGUGUGUUUUGCAUUUUUUUUUGAUUGUAAUGUGGAUUUUUACAAAUUUUGCCCAUAAGCGCCAAUGAAAAAAGAAGUGGUUAAUUUAAAGAAAAAAAGAGUGUAGCAUAUAAACAGCAUUGUAUAAACAAAGUGUCGGAGGUGUGUGACAAACAGCUGGGGUGUUCAACAUUUAAGUCGUCGAAGUUAUCGCAGCUACAAUAAAAUCAGCUUUCAAGUGCACAUAAAUCAGCAGCAAAAUGCCGAGACCCACGCGUACUGUGAAAGAGCAGGCAAAGGUGGAUUUAUCCAAAAUACCAGCACACGUGGAACGUGUAAAUGUCAGCGGUUUGCUGCGCACACACAAUGACUACGUUAUGAAGGCAGCCGAAGGACUGUUUAAAGCGCGCAAUUUUCAAGACCUCAUGAUUGAGUCAAUGAACGCCAAGUCCUACCUCCAUGAAUUAGGCAUUUUCAAAGAUGUACAGGUGCGCGUUGACGUAAGCAAGGGCGAGAACGCCUCACCCAAUGGCUAUGAGAUUACGCUGAAGGGUCAAGAAUUGUCGCGCCUUGUUGGCUCGGUAGGCACUGAAGUGGGCCAAAAUGAAGGUUCCCUGCGCACCGAAUUAAGCAUACCAAAUUUGUUUGGGCGCGGUGAAAGUGUUUCACUGCAAGGCUCCUACGCAACAACACGCGCCAACGAAUUGCAACUGCGGUUCUGGAAGUCAUUCUUUCAUACGCCCUUCGUGGAAAAUCGGCCAGAAAUAUCACUUUCACUCUUCCGAAACGUGGAUCGAAUGGAUAUUAGCUCGUUUCAAAAUGCCAAUUUGGGUUUUAUGACAGAUUUCUCAGUUAACUCGCUCUAUCCCUUUGAGCUUACCCACUCCAUACAGUAUGAAGCGUCUAUACGCGAAAUGUCACUACUGGCGAAACAAGUUCCAUUUAAAAUACGUGAACAUUGUGGCCCCAAAUUGGCAUCACUGGUGCGUUAUUCUGUAAUUUAUGAUCAGCGUGAUAAUCCCGUAUUUCCCACACAAGGCCUAAUGUUAAAAUCGGUCAACGAAUAUUGUGGUUUGGGUGGCAAUGUUGCUUACAUGAGCAGCACUACGCAUGGUGAAAUAAGUGUACCAUUGGUUGCCGGACUUGUGGCACAAGUUUGUGGUCGCAUUGGUGUAAUUAAGGAAACUAAAAACACAACAGUACUACCUAUCAGUCGUCUAUUCUACUGUGGUGGUCCACUGACGCUUAGAGGAUUCAAGUAUGGUGGCGCUGGUCCAGUGGUGGAGGGCACAUCCAUCGGUGCGCAAACUCACUGGUGCACUGGUCUUCACUUGUGGGGCCCUUUGCCGUUCAGUCACGUAUUCAAGGGAUUGGCUAACAAUUUCCGUACUCAUUUAUUCUACAAUUGUGGAGGCUUCAACUCAUUUUCAACAGAAAACAUGCGCAGCGCUUUUGGUGUUGGCCUAGCAUUUAAAUUAGCCGAACGAGCACGCAUUGAAAUGAAUUAUUGCAUACCGGUACGCAAAUAUGCGAGCGACAAACCAGUGAAUGGUUUCCAAUUUGGCAUUGGCUAUGAAUUUGUCUAAAAUUGUUUGGAGUGGAUAAAUAAUGUGACAAGUUAGCGUUAGAAGAACUGUCGGAGAGGACAGACUAGACCAGCAGACUAGCAGCAAACACUAUUGUAACUACUACUACAUCUACUACUACCAUUGCAAACACACACACAUACAUGCAGCAAAACUUUCGUCGUUCAUUCAUUUGUCUGUUGUUUGUCGUUUAAUAUUAUUAUUAUCACUUUUUUGUUGGCUCGCCCAAAGACAUUAAUUGUUUAAUAUUUGUUUUUACUGUAGUAAUUGUAAGUUAAAUAUUAACUAAGCCAGUCAAAAGUCACGCUUACACAUCAACAUAUACAAAGCAUGUACAUGAAAAAGGAGACGGAGUUGAUAUUGUGAAGAAGGCAAAGCAAUGGGAGCUACAAAAAAACCUUGUCAAACAAAAUAUGUGCAAAAAUACUUAAACGAAUACAAAUACAUUUAAAUUAUAUACGAUAAAGAUAUAUAUUAUAUUAGUUAAUGCUAAAUAUCAAAUAAAUUGACAAAUGAAAGUGGAUCAAAUACAUACACAACUAAACUAAUCUGCAUGUUUACAUUUGAAAAAUAUCACAUAUCCAGUUUAGGACAAUAGGAAGAGUUUAUGCAAUGUGACUAACCGCUUUGUGGUAGAUGGGUUCGAAACCUAACCAAGACGAAAUCUAGUAUCAUAAAACUCACCCUUCACCUGCAAUUCCCAACAUAAAGAGUGUUUUAGUGACAGAGAGAAAACUUCAGAAACUGCUCAGAAAUUAAGAAUCUAAAUUUUUGUAUAGAAAAAUUGAAAUGCCCCAAAACUAACGAAAGAAAACCGUAAAGUAUAGUUCAAAGUCAAUUAUAACAAAACCAAUCAAGCAAAACGCACCACUUCCCUAAUCACCCUAAACGAAUCGAAACGAACAAAAUGUGUAUACAAUUAAAAAAAACUAGCCUAACAAUCGUCAUCAAUCUUAACACGUCAACAAAAUAAAAUAAAUUUAGUUUAUCAUAAAGAACAGGAUGGGUGAAAAUAAAGCCAAUAAACUGACCGACUCCUGUUAGCGCAGCAAUAGUUGAUGCAUUUAACAAAAGUAGGUCAGUGUUUUUUCAUGAUUUAUUUAGAGAACCAUUUAAACAGUUCAGAAACAAUUUAAUCAAAUAAACGUGAUCGCAACAAACAAACUGAGAACUAUAAUUCAAAUAAGUGGUGUUGGAGCUACACAAAGGCAGUGUGUAAAUUAAUAGCACUGAGUGGCACACACAACAAACGAAACAAAUUCGUUUUUGAGGUUAAAUUCAAAGUGGGUUAAAGUUCUCAGGCAAAUAAAUAAAAUAAAAAUUAUUCUUAACGAACAUUUAAAUACGUU